UGGGCGCUGGGGCGGCGGCGGCGACAGCGGGCAGCACGGGGCCUCCCGGUCAUCGCUGGCGCCGCCGCCGCGGCCUUCAAGCUGGCUGGCCGCGGGCAAACGCGCCGUCGGCUGGUCCCGGGCGUCGCGGACCAAGUGGACCCGGGGGCAGGCCGCCGCGGGAGACGGCGGCGGCGGCGGAGGCGGCGACGACGGUGGACGGAAGCGCAAGGGGAUCGCGCUGUUCCGGAGGCUCUUCUACCGGAAGCCGCCGGAUCGUCUCCUCGAGAUCGCCGACCGCGUCUACGUAUUUGAUUGUUGCUUCUCGACAGAAACCAUGGACCAAUACAGAUACAAGAAUUACCUGGACAGCAUUAUUUUGCAGCUCCGUGAACAGUUUGCAGAUUCUUCAUUGAUGGUACUCAACUUCAGAGAUGAAGGAAGAAGUCUUAUUUCAGGCAUUUUCUCCAAGUACAACAUUACAACCAAAGACUACCCUUGCAAGUAUCUAGGAUGCCCGUUACUUCCUUUGGAUAUCAUUCUCCACUUCCUCAGGCUGAGUGAAAGGUGGCUUAUGCUUGAAGGGCAGCAAAAUAUUCUGCUAAUGCACUGUGAGAAAGAUGGAUGGCCAGUGUUGGCAUUUAUGCUUGCAGGUCUUCUUCUGUACAGGAAACAAUAUAAUGGGGAGCAAAGAACUCUAGAUAUGGUGUACAAGCAAGCCCCUAAGGAGCUUCUUCAGAUGCUAACCACAUUGAAUCCACAACCGUCUCAUCUUCGAUAUCUUGGGUACAUAUGCAGAAUGGAUGAUGACAUAGGGUGGCCUACACAACCUAUUCCUUUCACCUUGGAUUGUAUAAUUCUUAGAGAAAUUCCAAAUUUUGAUGGAGUCGGUGGUUGUCGGCCAAUUGUUCGAGUAUAUGGGCAGGAUAUUCCAACAACUGACAAAAGGCAUGGUGUCGUUUCACCACCAUCAAAGGCCAAGAAACAUAUUAGGCGUUACAGACAGGCAGAUAAUGCGCCAGCGAAGUUAAAUGUCGGAUCCUGCGUCCAAGGUGAUGUUGUCCUUGAAUGUCUGCAUGUAGAUGAUGGCCAAGGAAAUGAAAGGUUAAUGUUUAGGGUGAUGUUCAAUACCUUUUUCAUCCAGUCUCACAUUUUACCAUUAAACUUUGAGGACAUCGAUGUCCCUUGGGAUGCCGAUUACCAGUUCACAAAGAACUUCAAAGCAGAGGUACUCUUUUCAGAGUUUGAUGCUGAGUCUGAUGCGUCCACUGAAGUAGCACCUGAUUAUGAUUAUGGCUAUGAUGAUGAUGAUUAUGAUAUGGAUGUUGCCUCUACUGACGAGUUCUUUGAAGCAGAAGAACUCUUCAGUAAUACUGAUUCGCAAGAAGGAAAUAAGGAUGCUGAUACUCUUUCUAUAGCCUCUACAGAUUAUACCUCAACUCCAAGUGCCGAACGUUGGAAAAACUCACCGUUUUCCAACUUUGAGCUGAAUAUUGGCAUUGAUGGAUCACGAGACAAUAAAGCAGAUAACUUGGGCUUGUCGUUAGAAACAGUAAAUGACGGAAAGACAUGCACAUCCACUGAAGCCAAUACUAUGCUCAACAAUGAGACUGCAGUUGUGAAGUCAACUUUGUCAGCUACAACAGAUGGAGACGCAGAUAGCGACAUCUCAAGUUCUACCUAUAAAGAGGAUGGGUGCAUGUUUGAAAAAGGUAGUUCCAAGCAGGAUAUAAGGAUGGGCUCCAAUCAAGACUUGAGUCAAAUUGAUAAUGUGUUGGUUAAGGAGGUGAUUAUACUAGAAACUAAUAGUCCUCAGGACAUACAGAUGAUCAAAGAGGUCAUCAUAUCUGAAGUUACAACUCCCAAACAGUUGGUAGAGGGGAAUAUGAUGGAAACUGAAUUAGAUGAGGCAGUCCACGAUUCAGAAAGCACUGCAUUGGGAGAAGCUGAGGGUACAAGACGGCUUAAUAUGUUUUGCAAACAGGAUGAGGGACACAGUGUGCAAGAUGAAUAUGCUGCUUAUGAAAAUGGCAUAGUGAUUGAACAAGAAGAAAGCAGCAACAAAGAAAAACUUACCAUGACAGACACAAAUUCACAAGUGAGUGAGCCCAAAGAUGAGAAUAAUGGGUUGGAGCUUCCAUUAUCAGGGAUACCGCAUCUUCACAGCUCAAGCACUUCUUCAGAUCUAAGUUCUGCCAUGGAAAAUAUUGAUCAGCUUCAUGGUUGCAGUAGUAAUGGCACUGUAGAACAAAGGGCGGGAAUUGACGCAUCAUUUUCCAGCUCCAGGAGCCAGUCUUCUAAUAUCUCUUGUGCAAACAUUCUACCAGAAGAAUCUAACUUGACAAUAAACCAUGCUUCAACUUCUGUGAAUGCAAAUACAGAUACAACCGACUCAUCUCGACUGGUGCUAAAGAAAAAACCUUUUCUACCAUUGGCAACAUCUAGUCUUUUUUCUCCAUCAUCUCCCAGGCGCAAUCUGCUUCGCGCAGCAUCCACAGAUCUGUCCUUUUUUUCUCCAUCACAAACAGAAUCUAAGCAGAACUCCGUUACUUCUACAAGUGGAAGGGAUGAUUCAGAUACAUCUUCUGUGCUUCCACCAUCUCAACUCUACACAGCCCUGGGAUCAUCAUCCAAAAUGUCUCUAGUACAUCCUACUCUGCGACCAAUAAGAACGGUCUCAUCUCUACCAUCAUUCUCAUCUCUACCAUCAUUAUCAUUUGACGCAUACUUAGAGAUGUCAAUGUCUUCUUCAAGAUCACCCAAACACCAAGAGCAUGUUAGACCUCCCUCAAUACCACCACAUCAAUAUCUUCACCCACCAAUGACAGAGGAAAAGGAUGUACAUUCAGGUAGUCUAACUUUGCUUGCUUCCAACCAAUAUGCCCCUCAACCCCCACACCCACCUCCACAUGAUUCUUGCACCCAAAGUUAUUCAAGCACCCUAAUAUCCGAACAUGAACAAAUAAGAGCUGAUGGAUCUUGUUCCUUCAGUCCAGGUUGUAGACAAACUGUUCUCAACUUAGGUGAUUCCUCACUAACUUCGCACUCUAAAAGUAGUAUAGCUGCAACAGAAUGUCCCUUAGGAGCCUCUGAUUUUGUAGACGAGGAAGUACCAAGUAGACCUAAUAUAGUAACUGCCAUGGAUAUCCCAGUUACCAAUGAAGAUACAAAUUCUUUGUUGCACAUGACUUGUUCUCCACCUCCCAAAACAUCACAACAUGGUGAAGAACCACCACCGCCACCACCUUUGCCUCCAGUACCACCACCAUCACAAUUACCACUGCCAACUAUAUGUUGUGAUAGUGGAUCAGUUCCACUGGUAUACUCAAAUCCAUCUUCAGAUUGUCCAUAUAAAGAACCAGCAAUGCUACAAGAACACAAAUAUGCUGUUCCACCUACUUCUCUCGAAGGACAUGAAGCAAGUGAAGUUCGAUUGCUGCAAUCUGAUAUUACUGUUGAAUUAUCUUCAUCAGAACAUUCUGGAUAUACAGUUCAGCAUGUUUUUGGAAGCACCGAAGAUACAAUUUCAAAUAUCUCAUCCUCUAUACCUGCAGCACCUCCAUAUCCAACGUUUCAUAUUGUAACAGAUAAUUCCUCAGGUUCAAUAUCUGCAGAGCAAGUAAAUUGUGAGCAGCCUUUAGAUCAAACAACAUUAUCCAUUCAUUUGAGGCCAUUCAAGGUGGAGAUAUCACAAAGUGAAACAAUCAACGGAGUCUUGGCCUCUAUAACUGAUGAAGAAGAACAUGGAGGCAUUCCAGUUCCACCGUCGCCACAAAAGUUGCCUCAGCCUAGAGAACAUAUGAAACCUCCAUCUCCACCUCCUCCUCCACCACGACCACCACCUUGUCAUGCAACACCUGUACCUUCUUUAUGUUUAUCUUCAAAUCCACCUUCUCCAAGAGAACGUUAUGAGAAUCCACCUUCUGCUUCCUCUCCACCUUUUCCAAGAGAAUCAUUCGUUGCUCUACCUCCAGCUCCACUCCCUAACCAUCCAUCUCUUUGUGGAGAACAUAUUAAUCCAUCUCCACCUCCACCUCCUCCAGAAGUACUUUGUCCGCCUCCUAGAACGAGUGAAGUUUUGUCUCAACCUGAGGGUGGACAAUCGAUACUGCAAGCUUCUCUUGUUGAAGUUACUAAAGAAAUCCCACCUCCUCUCCUUCCCCCUGAAGAACAAAGGCGAUCUCCAUUGUCUACUCUUUGUGGAGGAAUUGUGAAUAUUCCAUCACCUCCACCUCCUCCACCAAUUGGAUUUCACAGUGGAAAUUUGUCAUUCCUCCAACCUACCAGAGAAUCUGAAAGUCCUUCACACCUGCCACCGCCAUCGCCACCACUAUCUUCCAAUGGACACAUAGGAGAUCCUCCUCCUCCUCCACCACCACCACCACCACCUAUGAGUGUAUUUGUAGAGGCUCCGAUCCUGUUGCCACCUGAAACAGUAUGUGGAGGGGCUCCACCACCUCCUGGAGGACAUGUAGGGCCUCCACCACCACCGCCACCUCCAGGGGAAUGUGCAUGGGCUCUGCCACCUCCCAAAGCAUGUGUAGGGGCUCCCCCUCCACCGCCGCCUCCUGGAGGAUAUGCAGAAGCUCUAAUGCCGCCACCACCACCUCCCGGAGGACAUGUAGGGGCUCCACCACCACCGCCACCUCCCGGGGGAUAUGCAGGAGCUCCACCACCGCCACCACCUCCUGGAGGAUAUGCAGGAGCUCCACCACCGCCUCCACCUCCUGGAGGAUAUGCAGGAGCUCCACCACCACCACCACCACCUCCUGGAGGAGCUCCACCACCACCGCCUCCAUAUGGAGGAAUUGGAGGAGUUCCUCCUCCACCACCACCCUUUGGUGGGCUAGGGGGAACUCCACCGCCUCCACCUCCAGCAGGGUUCCGAGGUGGAGCUCCAGCACCACCUCCUCCUCCUGGAGGUCAUGGAGGUCCGCCACCACCUCCUCCUAGAGGACAUGGAGGAGUAGGUGGUCCCCCUCCCCCUCCUGGUGCACCUUCUCCACCAAUGCCUCCUGGAAUGCCUGGUGGCCCCCCUCCUCCUCCAGGUGGAAGAGGGAUGCCUACUCCACCUGGUGGAAGAGGACAUGGCCUUGCUCGCGCUUUAGGCCCAACAUUACAAAGUGCAGUACGAAGGUCAUCUCUAAAACCACUACAUUGGGUCAAAGUAACAAGGGCAAUGCAAGGAAGCUUGUGGGCAGAGCUACAAAAACAAGUGGAAGCUAAUAGCCGUGCUGAAUUCGAUGUCAAUGAACUGGAGUCUCUGUUUACCAUUGCUCCAAAGACAAAAGCUGGCUCAAAAUCAGAAGGCCGUGGAAAAUCUCUUGGAACAAAAUCUGAUAAAGUUCAACUGAUCGAUCUAAGACGGGCCAAUAACACAGAGAUCAUGUUGACAAAAAUCAAAAUGCCGCUCCCUGAUAUGAUGAGUGCUGCUCUAGCUUUGGAUGAUUCAGUUUUGGAUGCUGAUCAGAUUGAAAAUCUCAUAAAAUUUUGCCCAACAAAAGAGGAGAUGGAACUUCUAAAGAACUACAGUGGGGACAAGGAAGCUCUUGGAAAGUGUGAGCAUUUCUUUCUAGAGUUAAUGAAGGUGCCAAGGGUUGAAUCUAAGCUUAAGAUAUUCGCUUUCAAGAUUCAGUUUCAAUCUCAGAUUAGGGAUGUUAGAAAGAAUUUGCAGACUGUGUCAUCUGCUUGUGAGGAGCUCAGAAGCUCUGAGAAGUUGAAGGUUAUCAUGAAGAACAUUCUGUUAAUUGGGAAUACAUUAAAUCAAGGCACACCAAGGGGCCAGGCUGUUGGUUUUCGCUUGGACAGCCUCCUAAAACUUAUAGAGACCCGUGCCACUAGUGGUAGAAUGACAUUAAUGCACUUUCUAUGUAAGUCCCUUGCAGAGAAGUCACCGGAAGUAAUGGAUUUUCAUGAGGAUCUUGUCAACUUGGAAGCUUCUUCAAAGUUGCAACUAAAAGCAUUGGCGGAGGAGCAGCUGGCAGUUGUAAAGGGGCUGGAAAAAGUUGAACAGGAGCUAACUGCUUCAGAGAGUGAUGGGCCGGUUUCUGAUGUUUUCCGUAAGACUUUAAAGGAGUUCAUUGAUUGUUCCAGUGCUGAUGUACGCUCCCUAUCAGCAUUCUACUCUGAAGUAGGUAAAAGCGCAGAUGCACUUGCUCUUUAUUUUGGAGAAGACCCUGCAAAAUUUCCUUUUGAGCAAGUUGCUACAACUCUUCUGACCUUUGUGGGGUUGUUUCGGAAAGCUCAUGAUGAGAACCUCAAGCAAAUUGAGGCUGAGAAGAAGAAAGCCCAGAAAGAAGCUGAAAAAGAGGCAAACCCGGACAAAACUCCUGUAAAAUCAAAAAAUGGGAAUGCAGAUAAAUCACCAAGAUCACCUUCCUUCAAAUGACAUACAGCAAAAGUUCACAUGGUCAUCAGUUCUUCCUAAACGAAUGCCUGCCUUUGCUGGCCUGGGCACAAUUUCGCAAGCAUAAAUAGUAUACAAGAUCCAUAAAUUCCUUGUGGACAACUCAUGCUUACAAGACAAGAUGCUUAUGGUUCAACAUCCAUGCAUGUAUCUCAUGACACUGUACAAAGCUCACCCCAUACAAAAUUAGGUUCUUCUGUACAAAAUCCAUACUAGGAUCUUUCUUUUUUUUCCCCUUCUGUUUAUACUAGCAGCAGGAGUAGGUCAGUGUUUAUAAACUAGAAAUAGGAGUGUAUAGCCAUAGAAAAGAAUUAGUGAUCAGUAGAAGGUCAGAAGCAAUAGAAAAGGAUUAGUGCUACCACAGGCAGGUCGCUAAACAGGGUAAAGAUGAGUAUAUAGUCAUGUUCUUUGACAUCUUGACUAGAGCAAAGUGUUUGUGCAUGACGCCUGUCACAAGUGUCUCGAGAUCAACUAAAACUGGGUCAAAAUGUGAGCUUCAGUGUCAAGAAAAAAA
Sorghum bicolor (sorghum) is the source of this 6899-nucleotide messenger RNA. RefSeq names its product formin-like protein 12. Bases 317 to 6367 code for a protein of 2016 amino acids. The transcript has 18 exons. The record is from RefSeq and is a predicted model, not a curated record. Lineage: Eukaryota; Viridiplantae; Streptophyta; Magnoliopsida; Poales; Poaceae.